Ostreococcus tauri is the source of this 483-nucleotide messenger RNA. Its product is annotated as unnamed product. The record is from RefSeq and is a predicted model, not a curated record. The transcript has a single exon. Bases 1 to 483 code for a protein of 160 amino acids. Lineage: Eukaryota; Viridiplantae; Chlorophyta; Mamiellophyceae; Mamiellales; Bathycoccaceae.
AUGCGCGUUCAUCCGGGCACCGUUCCCGCCCCACGCCUCCGGUGCCCACCGAGGGACGCCCGCGCGCGCGCGAAGCGAUCAAAGAUCGAACCCCGCGUGAUCUCCGGCGCGGGCGCGCGCGGGCGCGACGCGAGCGACGAGAAACCGACACCGCUGACUCCAGAGAAGCAAAACGCGCUCCCGCCAGAGAUGCUCGUCGACGAUCCCUGGGCGGACGAAUCGUUCGAUGGCUUGGGGAAGAUCGCGAGCGCGGGAUUGGUGAUCGUCGCCAUCGUGAGCGCCAUCGCGGGAGGGGUCGCGACGUCGACGUACAACGAAGGGGCGGUGGAGGUUGAUUUUCAGCAGUACUCGAGCCCGCAGGAGGCGGUGGCGGAUUCGUUGAGGAAAGUGAACGCGGUGGAGGCGAUGAAGAUGCGAGACGGAGCUCCGGGAUCGAACGCGAACGAAGGGGGAUUAGAAGAGAAAAUUGAAGACGGCGCGUGA